ACUUUGUUCUAUGCAACUCUGUCUGAUAAUAUUCUGCAUUUCAUUUUGAGUCAUUUAUUAAAAAUGAAAUUCAGCAUCCAUCACCACAUUCAUCAGAUCAAAGCACGGUAAUGCACGAGCGCUGCUUACUCCAAUAUGCCUGCCCUCCAAGCUUGAGUUCACAGGAAGCCAUUGUGACUCCCACACUCGUGGAUCUCAGUUCGAUAUUACCCACAGGAAUAGGAAUAGGAUAGUCAGAACAUCUGUACUUAAAUAUUUCUAGCAUGAAAAGUGAAUCCAAAAUAAACCUUGGUGCAUGCCUUAAAUAACACAAACUUGCCUGGAAAACUACCCAAGGCCUCCAGCCCCCCGCCGCCCCCCUUCAGAGUUUGUAUGGAGCCCACAGGUCAUUUUUUACCCUGUUACCCUCUAGUGACUUAAUCCAGCCCUGCCCCCCAUCAUUUCAAAGACCACAGCAUUAUAACUACUACUCACAUGGGGGGGGGGUUGAAACGUUUAAGUUAUAUUUUAGUUAUACUGAUUACUCUCCACUGUGAUAACAGGUCAGAAAAAAUGCGGGUUUUGUUGGAUAAAAUGUUCCAUUACACUAUCAGUCCUCACCACUUUCUGCUGAUAACCACCUGCCAGCGCAAGUUUUUAUUUAGUUUUUUAAAUUUAUGUAUUAUAUGAUAAGAAAGCAGGGAAAUCUAAAGUGAACUGAGAUGGAUCAGCCCGCGCUGGGAACAUUCUUCGUGCCUGCUCUGACAUGUGGGCGCACACGCAGUGUCGGUUGUCAGCUGUCCAGUUGUGCGCUCUCGCUGGAGAGGCUUUUUCUGCUGGGAACUUUCUGUAAGUGAGUCAACACCGCACAGGGAGGACGCCACCCAGCCCUGCCGCUGGAUCUUAUGCUGGGCUUCUCUCUUCUCCUUCGAGGACGCAGGGCACAAAGACGAAUCCGCUUGGGUCGACAGGCUGGGGAUUUCGGUGUUUUCUGCUCCCACGCAGCGCCGGGGAUGGUUAUUGUCGCUUUGACGCGGCUUUUUCCUCUUUGGAAUUAACGCGGCGGAGGAAAAAAAAGGAAAGAAAUGAAAGUGACGGUGUGCUUCGGAAGGACCCGGGUGGUCGUUCCGUGUGGAGAUGGGAAUGUAAAAGUCCAGAGUCUUAUCGAACAAGCGGCCAUGAGGUACAAAAAGGCGAUCGCAAAGGACCCCAGCUACUGGGUUCAGGUGAACAGGUUGGAACAUGGCGAUGGCGGCAUUUUGGACCAGGAUGAUAUGCUAUGCGAUGUGGUGGAUGACAAAGAUAGGCUGGUUGCAAUAUAUGAAGAGCAGGAUCCACACAAUGGAGGCGACGGUACCAGCGCCAGUUCCACAGGUACACAAAGCCCAGAACCCUUCGCCAGUGAGAUUAAUUCAGCAUCAGCCUUCCAGCCCUACCAGGCGAAUAGUGAGAUUGAAGUCACCCCAUCUGCUCUGCUAUCCAACAUGUCUCUCAAUGUCCGUCGCAGCAGUGAUCCUGCACUGGCUGACUUUCCUCCAGGCGAGGCCCCGGUUGCUCCAGAAGAACCGUCCAGAAAAAAUCCAGCUCGCUGGUCCACAACCGCUGGUUUCCAGAAGCCCAACCAUAAACGAAACCCCAGCAAUGAAACGGGGAGCCUUGAACGAAAGGGCAGAGGAGCCCAUGCCUACCGUAGUCUUCCUCGUGAUGCGAGUGGCUGGUCCACUCAGUUCCAAAGAGAGAUGACUCGAUCUUCCCUUAGUGCCAACCAUCCAAUGGUAGAUCGAUGGCUCGAUCGACAAGAACAGGAGGAGGAUGAGGAUGAGGAAGAGGAGCAAAGGAGACACGAGAGGAGAAUCGAGCGGACGGAGCCAGUAGGAAGGGCCGAUUCCUCACUGGAACAUUCACCAGUGUUUCAUAUAGAAAGCAUGCUCAAGCCCGUCGAGGUGUCCAAUGAAGGUGGGCCCCUGGGGAUCCACGUAGUGCCUUUCAGUUCACAUGAUAUCAGGACACAGGGCUUGCUAGUGAAGCGUUUGGAGCCCGGAGGCAAAGCAGAGCAGGAGCGUCUCUUCCAGGAGAACGACUGCAUCGUCAGAAUUAAUCAGGGAGACAUUCGCAACCUGCGCUUUGAACAAGCACAGAACAUUUUCAAGCAGGCAAUGCGUUCCCCGGUUAUCCUUUUCCACGUGGUCCCUGCAGCCAUGAAGAAGCAAUAUGAGCUGCUGUCGGCACAGAAUGAGCUGAGCAGCCCACCUCAGCUGAACAGGGUUCGCUUCAGCCAGGAGUCUCAACAGCCAGCAGACAGGUCCAGUCUGACUGGGGGGCUGACGCCCAGAUCGGGACAACAAUCGGGCCUCAAUCACAACCACCAUGGCUCACUGGCAGGGAGCACCCCAGACUCGAGUAGACGCUUUGCCACUCCACCCCACAUUUUGGUCUCCAGGACCCCGUCAGCCCCUUCCCCCAACCUGCAGCGCAGGAUAAGCACAAACGCCCCCAGCACCACCUACCUAAAGAACAAAGGUCGCAGGUUCAACGUCCAACUGAAGAAAGGUCCGGAGGGUCUCGGAUUCAGCAUCACAUCCAGAGAUGUCCCGAUUGGCGGCAGCGCUCCAAUUUAUGUUAAAAACAUCCUUCCUCAAGGCGCCGCCAUCCAAGACGGUCGACUUAAAGCUGGAGACCGGCUGCUGGAGGUUAGUGGAGUGGACCUAAAUGGUAAAAGCCAGGAAGAGGUGGUAGCCCUGCUCCGAGCUACACCCAUGGGUGGAACCGUGAACCUGCUGGUGAUUCGCCCAGAGGACUCCCUGCUGCCCCGAGAAGUGCAAGAGAAAGAUGACAUCGUGUUAACCCCUGACGGUACACAAGAGUUCAUGACCUUUGAGAUCCCUCUGAAUGACUCGGGUUCAGCAGGCUUGGGGGUCAGCGUCAAAGGAAACCGGUCCAAGGAGAACCACGCCGACUUGGGCAUCUUCGUCAAAUCCAUUAUUAAUGGAGGUGCUGCUAGCAAGGAUGGCCGUCUGCAUGUUAACGACCAGCUUAUUGCAGUCAAUGGGGAGUCGCUGCUCGAGAAGACAAAUCAGGAGGCCAUGGAAACGCUGCGCAAAUCAAUGUCUGUAGAGGGUAACAAGCGAGGGAUGAUCCAGCUCAUCGUGGCCCGGCGGGUGGCCAAGAGCAGCGAGGAAGUCCCUGGCAGCCCUUCAUUUUUAGAGCAUCCUCUCAACUCUAUUCUGGAGAGCCAUGAACGACGGAUCUCCAACUCUCUCUAUGAAACCACUGAGGGCCCAGACAGCGUCUCCACUCCACGAGCUAAUACGAUCGGACGCAUUGGUCGCUUCCAGCUCUCUCCGACUGUGAACAUGCCACAGGACGACAUAGUAAUGAUCGAAGACGACAGGCCACCGCUGCUCCCUCCCCACCUGUCUGACCAGUCGUCAUCCAGCUCCCAUGAUGACAUGGGUUUUGUGGGAGAAAACCCAGUUCCCUGGAUUCAUGAGCUGCCCGGACAGAAUGAAUGCUCGCUCAGUCCGGACGCAGACCCUGACACUUCAUUCCAGAGGGAGGGGUUUGGUCGCCAGAGUAUGUCGGAAAAGCGCACGAAGCAGUACGAGAAUCCUGCACAGCUGGAGAUCAUCAAGUCUCGCAAGUCCAAGAGCAUGGAUUUAGGUUCUGCAGAACAGCAGUUCGGGCCUUCACUGGGCCUGAAAAAAUCCAGCUCCUUGGAAAGCCUCCAGACGGCUGUUGCUGGGACAGUGCAGAAUGGCGAGAUCAACGUUCGCAGGUCGCGCUCGAGGAUCGUCAGGAGCCGAGGCUGCAAUGAGAGUUUCCGUGCUGCGAUUGACAAAUCGUACGAGAAACCUGCUGUUACUGCGCCAGAAGAGGAGAACAGUGUGGACACAUUGGAUGAUGACACAAGCUCCCGAUCGGGUCAAGAGUCCAUGUCCACCAGUGGUGACCUCACUUUGGGCCCCGGGCUGAAUGGCAGAGACGACAGACAGAAAGAUCAGGAGAAGUCUGGGAUGAAGGAGAAAAAGAAGCCAGAAAGGGAGAAAGACAAAGACAAGGACAAAAAUAAAUCCAAGAAAGGCGUGCUGAAGGGCUUGUUCAGGUUUGGAAAGAACCGGAAGGAUGAGCGGCCGGAUGACAAGAUGGAGAGGAGGAGCUCCACUAAAUCCAAAGCAGAGGACAUGCAGGCAUCAGAAGAGGAGACCCAGCAGAUGAGGCUGGAACAAGAGAGAAUACAGGCCAAGACGCGGGAACUCCGUGAGAAGCAGGCAAAAGAGAGAGAGUACGCAGAGAUCCAAGAUGUCGUCAGCCGCACCUUCAGCUCAGACGAGGACCACACUUACGCCGGCAUUGGAUCGCUGUGCUCGUCAAUAGACAGCAGCACCAUAGACCCUUACAGCCACCCCUACCAUCUCCCCCAGAGUCCUCAGAGCCCGCAUCCUCCUUCCCUGAACCUUCAAGACAACGGUCCUCCCUUGGAGGCGCUGUACGCGCAGGUCAACAAGCCUCGCAAUGGACGCCCCGCAGCUCCAGACAGCAGUCAAAUGGCGCCUAGUAACCAUGACCGGAUACAGAGACUGAGGAAUGAGUUCCAGCAGGCCAAGCAGGAGGACGACGUAGAGGACCAUCAGCACACCUACGGCUUCAACCAGUCCUGGGCCAGCAACGGGACGGAGACAUCAAGUGGACGGCAUUCUGUAACGGUUGAGACUCAGGUCCAGAAACAGCAGCAAGAGGACAGAGAUGAUUUCCCACAAGCACAGAGACAGUACAAUUCCCUGCCACGGCAACCUCGCAAGAACAACAGCGCAGCAUCCCAGGACUCGUGGGACAAGAUGUACAUGCCAGCAGAGGGAUUUCAGCCAUCCAAGGAAAAUCCUCGCUACUCCGGGGGCCAGGGGUCACGUAACGGCUACCUGGGAACACCCAGUAUUAAUGCUCGCGUCUUCCUCGAGACCCAGGAGUUGCUGAGGCAGGAGGAAAGGCGUCGAGAGCAGGAGGCCAGCAAAGCCAGGCCGCCUCCUGCACAGGAAACCCCCAGCGGGGUCACCUUUGACCAGAACAGAGACAGCACUCAAGCCACUGGCUCUGCCAUAGCUCGGGCCCUCUCAAAACCCAAGGGGCCCUACAGACAGGACGUGCCCCCAUCACCGUCCCAAAUCGCCAAGCUCAGCAGGCAUCAGAGUUCAGUGAAGGGAAGGCUGUUUUAUUCCUGAGAGGGUGAAAAGGAAGAAUAUGGAUGUCUUUAAGGAGACGAGGACUGAUCCUAACAAGCAUUUACAGGGAAAAAAAAAAAAAAAACAAGAUUUGUGGGGGUUUUUUUAAAUAAAAAUAUGAGAUAUAAAGAUUUUUAUAGGACUGCUGUUAAAAAUGUUUAUAUUUAAAGAAAGAUUUUUUUUAAUUAAGAACCGUGGUCCUUUUUAAGCUGUUUUAUAGUCCAGCAUUGUGAUCAUUCAUACCUUGUAUGUUUAUCCUUUAAGUGCCUUUAAAGUCAUUUGAUUGUUUGGCGUUUUUGACUCAUGAUCUGCCGUUUUGACCCAUCUAACACACCCGGAAAAAACUGCCAUCACAACAGGGGACUGGUUGAGGGGAUCUCAGCAGGGCUGUACCGAAACAGUCGGAACCUAAUGGGCAAGACUCAGUCCAGACAUGCUUUUUGUAUCACGCAUCUGCUACCAGGGACCUCAGUCGAUACCAUGCUUGUGUGAAUGAGGCUUAUUUUUGAUGUUCAUGGCAACUUUAACUGUGUGUGUGUGUGUGUGUGUGUGUCUGUGUGUGUGUGUGUGUGUGUGUGUGUGUUUGAGAGGGUGACAGAGUGCUGGCAGGAGCUGACAUGUAGUGGGAGAGUGUGGAGGUUAAAAAGCUUGUGUGAACUGUGGAGUCAGAGCUUGAGUUUUGGGCAUGAGCACCCAUCCCCCUCACUUCAGGGAAAUGUCCCUUUUGGUUUCAGAUACAGGACUUACUCAAAGUCUGUAUCCUCUUUCCAACCCCCUCUUGUAUUCAGUAUGAUAAUCCUAAAUUUUCUCUUCCCCUCUGCUGGCUGCUUUAUCAGUCCUCCCCCUCUCUCACAUUGUCGCCAUCAAUAUAUGGCACUCUCAGUGGAGGAAAACGGCUUUAGAUCUUCUUUAUUUCUGCUACUCUCCACCCACUCAGGGAAUCCAGCAGUACAAAUGGGGUCAGGUCUGGGUUAUUAAUUAAUGUACGUCAUUAAAAAUAAAUGCACGCCUUCGUUUGUGUUUGUUCUCACGUACGGUGAGGAGAUAAAAAAUGGGAAUCUUGCCGGUGUACCGCUUGGCCCCCGGCCUCGCCUGGACUGAUUUGGCCGUAACCGGAGCCUGCUGGCCUCUAGGUGUCUGAGCUCUUCCUCGCUGAAUAUUUCAUCAGGGUAGUUACAUGGGAAACUGCAUCAGCUCUGCCGUGGGUGGCCUUGGUGUAGUGCUGCUUAUCCAUGGGGCAGAUACAAUGGAGCUGAUUUUGUUUACUUUCAUGAUUAUUUCCAUUGAUGGGAAACCACCUCAGGAGCUUUUCGUUGUUCGGUCAAUAAGUAGUGGCACUUUUUUAAAAACGUGAAUGCGUGCAUGUGUGUGGAUUACUCUGUGUUUUUGUGUUCUUGUAUUUCCAGCUCUUUAAAAACAAGAAUUCACUCUUCUGGAGUAGAGGACCUGAUUUGUUAUGUGAGGCCGAUUUUUUUUUUCUUAAGGAGAAAAGUGCAGAUUACAUUUGAGUUACAGUUUAGAUUUACAUCAGGUUAGGAAAAAUGACUUGGAUAUAUGUUUAUAUGCACUAAAAAAAACAGGUUAUGCAUUCAACUUGAAACUGAGGUGUAAAUGUGAUCAGGCUGGUGAUCAGACUUCUCCUUUGCUACAUUACACAACAGUCUUUUGUAACUGUUGUGGUAUAACAAUAUGCUGUUUCAUGGUGAAUGUGCUCAACAAGCAGAUCUCCAGUAUUGUCAUACGACACAUGUAGACCUUUGGUGGUUUCUUUGUGUCAACUUCAGUCACGCUUGGAUGGAUUUAUUUUGAACACCAAGGAUGUAUCUAACAAGCGAACUCCCUUAUUCUCAACUCUGAGGUCAGGCACAUGUAAUAAGAAACCCAGCGAGACAUCUGCAUGACCAAGAAGUCUGUUAAAAGCUAGCUUGACAAAUCAGCCUACCACAGAAAGCAGACCGAAGCUUUGUUGCUUAGGUGCUUAAAAAAAAAUGCAUUCGAUAUUAUACACUGACUGGAGUUCUCACAGAAUGAAUUGCACUUUUCUCUUUUGUCCCCUUUGUGAUCAUUCAAAUGAAUUUGCUCCACUAAACCCCUGUUAUUUCCUGAGCCCUGGGUUAAGCGCCGAGUCCGGGAUUAUUCUUCUUUGGGAACACACACACGGACAGCUGCGGCCAUCAGCGAGGCCUUGUUCUUCCUAUGACGCUGCUUUCUGGUCCAUACAGAGUUUUCUCGGAGGACACUGCAGUGCGCUGGCAGCACGUACAGCAGAUCUCUCCACAAGCAUACCCUGGCGUACUUGAGUAUGCUGAAAAUAUAACGGCAUUAGACUAGAAUUAGGAUUAAGAUAAAACUGCAGGCUACAGUUUCACAGUCGCUGGUGAGAUUAUAGAUUACGGUCCUCACAAGCAGAAAAAAAAAAAAGAGUAUCCUCACACAUGCAAGGAUAUGGAAAGGAGAGCAUGAGUAAGCUUGUUUCCCUACCAAGUUUUGCAGCGUGCUUGUACGUAGGUGGCCAUGUGGUUAAGUGUCUGUGAAUGCUGCCAGUAAAUAGAUGCUCCAAUAUGUCUCUGAAUAUGUCUUGGCAGCCAUAUGAACCACUCUGCUGCCGAGUGGGAGAAGUGCAGAGGAGUAGGAGGGAAAGAAGAUGGGAGGCCUGACCUUGCAGAUGAUUCAGUCAAUGGAGUAAUCACAACUAUUCCUCUGAGUCCGCACUACAAACGAGAGGUUACUGACGAGGCAGCGCUCACUUUUGCUGUCUCUUCUUCUUAUUCUCCACAUUUAUCUCCUCCGUCUGUCUGUCAGUUGGCAUCUUUUUUUUUGCCUGGGCGGAAUUGUUGGAUCUGGUUGUGUAGAUGAAAGUGGUGGUUGCUGUUGUUGUUGUUGGUGGUGUGUGUGUGUUUGGAUGGGCGUGCAUGUGUUUAUGUAAAGGAACUUUGACACAGCAGCUGUUUUAACCAACGUGUCCAUGUUUCAUGUCUCAUGAACUGUAGAGACGCCUGGAUAUCUAAGGAUUUUUUUCCCCCUCUCUCCUAUGCAAAUUAGAUGAUAUCCCAUAAUGCACAUUUAUUAUUUGUGUUGUGUAAUUAAUGUUUGUUCUCCAUCUCUGUGACAUAUGGAUAUUUUUUUCCCAUAAAGCUAUUAUUUCGGGAGAUUUUUUUUAAAGUCCUGGGAUAAAUGAGAAAGAUAUUGCUACAUUUUCAUUGUGUUUUUACAGCCUUCCUUUAUUGUGUUUUAUUAUCCACAACAUGGUACUAUGGUAGUGAAAAAAACUGAAAAAAAAAUUAUUAAUAUGUAAGCACUGUGCAAUUUUCCUUUUUACGACAGUGUGUCAUUAAGAAAUGUUUCUGCUGUUCUCUGUACAUACAAUAUGAACCAUUUUUUCAGCGAAUAAAUUGAGGGUAGUUUCAGUCCUUGUAACAAUAA
Oreochromis niloticus (Nile tilapia) is the source of this 8618-nucleotide messenger RNA. Its product is annotated as partitioning defective 3 homolog. Gene Ontology annotation, molecular function: phosphatidylinositol binding; protein binding. Gene Ontology annotation, biological process: intracellular protein localization; establishment or maintenance of epithelial cell apical/basal polarity; establishment of centrosome localization. The transcript has 24 exons. NCBI's taxonomy places the organism in Eukaryota, Metazoa, Chordata, Actinopteri, Cichliformes, Cichlidae. Gene Ontology annotation, cellular component: adherens junction; apical junction complex; cell cortex. The record is from RefSeq and is a predicted model, not a curated record. The coding region runs from base 1065 to 5195 and encodes 1376 amino acids.